Ailuropoda melanoleuca (giant panda) is the source of this 13487-nucleotide messenger RNA. RefSeq names its product vesicle transport through interaction with t-SNAREs 1A (gene VTI1A). The coding region runs from base 375 to 959 and encodes 194 amino acids. Gene Ontology annotation, cellular component: endoplasmic reticulum membrane; Golgi apparatus; late endosome membrane. The record is from RefSeq and is a predicted model, not a curated record. Lineage: Eukaryota; Metazoa; Chordata; Mammalia; Carnivora; Ursidae. The transcript is spliced from 9 exons. Gene Ontology annotation, molecular function: SNAP receptor activity; SNARE binding. Gene Ontology annotation, biological process: vesicle fusion with Golgi apparatus; intra-Golgi vesicle-mediated transport; Golgi to vacuole transport.
CCUGGGAUCUUUCGCUUGGGGAGCCGGAGCCGCUUUCCAGAACGUGGAGGGGCAAAAAAAAAAAAAAUGCUUUUAGUGAUCCCCGAGAACCCGCAGGUUUUAGAAAGCUUUGGGGAGCGCUAAUAGAAGUGCUUUUCUUUCGCGAAUUUUUAAAUCUUGAAGCCUGGGCGGACAAUAAAAAACGCACACAGGCCAAAUUCCGGAGGACAGAGAUUGCAACGAACAACCAGGAAGCGGCCCGGCUGGGAGCUGUCCCCAGUUCUCCGCUCAGCACUCGAGGCCCCCUCCCGGGGUCCUUACGCCGUGUUCCUCUGUCCCGCGUGGCCUUUGCCACGACCUGGGCUCCGGCCCGGGCCCAUCACUCCGGAUCCGCCAUGUCAUCCGACUUCGAAGGCUACGAACAGGACUUCGCAGUGCUUACGGCAGAGAUCACCAGCAAGAUUGCGAGGGUCCCCCGACUCCCUCCUGAUGAGAAGAAGCAGAUGGUUGCAAAUGUGGAGAAACAGCUCGAAGAAGCAAAAGAACUGCUUGAACAGAUGGAUCUGGAAGUCCGAGAGAUACCGCCCCAAAGUCGAGGAAUGUACAGCAACAGGAUGAGAAGCUACAAGCAAGAAAUGGGCAAACUUGAAACAGAUUUUAAAAGGUCACGGAUCGCCUACAGUGACGAAGUACGGAAUGAGCUCCUAGGGGAUGAUGGGAAUUCCUCAGAGAACCAGUUGAUAAAAUUACGUGAAGAGAGGGCACAUCUGCUCGAUAACACAGAGAGGCUGGAAAGGUCAUCUCGGAGACUAGAGGCUGGAUACCAAAUAGCAGUGGAAACCGAGCAAAUUGGCCAGGAGAUGUUGGAAAACCUCAGUCAUGACAGAGAAAAGAUACAGCGUGCACGUGAACGACUUCGGGAAACAGAUGCUAACUUGGGGAAAAGCUCCAGGGUUCUGACGGGGAUGUUGCGAAGGUAAGAGCAAGAAUCAUCCAGAACCGCAUCCUGGUCGUCAUCUUGGCCAUCGUCCUGGUCGUCACCAUCCUGAUGGCGAUCACUUUUUCUGUCCAAAGACACUGAUGGAUCUGCUCUUCCCUGAUAAACAGCAACAACGGCUUGUUCUGAGUAAUUAAGACAAAAUGGUCACAUGAAUCAUUCUUUCACGCUGACAGGCCCUGAAUGACCCUCCUUCUUUUCACCACUGUUCAGCUGAAAUGCAAUGAGUGUAAAAAUAUUUUCUAUUCCUGUUUGCAUGUGGGUCAGUUUCCUUUUCUAGGUUGGUCUUCACCCAGAUUUGUUUUUUGUAGGGGAAGGUGAAUGUUUAUUUGCCUUUUGGUGAUUUCAUCUACUAACCAAAAUAGCCUUGGUGACAUUCUUCCUUGCCCUGUGGACAUGUCAGGGGUCAUGGUUUGGGAUAGGGCAUGAUGAGUCAGCCGUGGGGCAUCCGAUGGGCUGUGCUGUUUGUCACACAUCUCUUGUCACCAAAUUGCCCUUCUGUGAUGUCCAAGGAUAAAAAUGCAGAGAAAAACAGGGGCCAGAGCCAGUGACCGGCUCUAGCAAACCAGCCCUGUUCCUACCCAGGCAUAAUGAAUAUAGUCUACCUGCCUGAGUGCUUUCAUUGAAAAGGUGGCUAUUUAAUGUCAGUUGUGCAGGAAAUUGACUUAGCACUUUCUCUCAUUUUCUAUGCAUAUUUUGGUUCUUUUUACAGCCAAGAAUAUUUUUGCUGAGCCUGCCCAAGAUCCACUUUUCACAACUUUGAUUACUGGCUACAUGAAAUAUUUCCUUACCUUCCCCAAAUCCCAUAGUCCCCAGAAUUUGCUGGCAAAGUGAGCUCUGGCAUGAUAUUUAAUUGUGACCUCCUCUCCCUUGACCUGUGUAAGCAUCUCAGUAUCCUUUCGGUUUUAAUAUCUGCACUGCCAAAAGCAGCCCUCAUACAAGCAAAAGGUCUGACAAGACUCUCUCCACAUCCAUUCCAGUAUGUAAAGAGAACAUGAAUAUUUCAGGAAGAGCAAGAACAUGAGUCCGUCAGUGUGAAAUUUCAAAUGUGAUUAUAAAUAUGGUAGAGUCCUAUAGGAUGGCCCACUAGAAAUAAACUUCAUGGAAAACGUUCACUAACCUCCUUUCAAAGAAUAAGGGGUUGCAGCAUGUUACAAAGGACGGCUUGGAUUUUCUACAAAAAAAAAAAAAAAUGUUAGCGCAGCCUUCCUGAGUUCACUGUGUAUUCAAACCUCUGACGUGCUUUGUGAUUUCCUUUGGUUUCUUUCUGUCCGAGGUACCCGGGAAUUGCGUUCAAAAUGAGUUCAUUUCUGAUCAGGCUUAAAGUUGCCCCAAGCUGAGGUCAUUCUUCCCCUAGUCGGGAAGCAAAAUGUGUUUUUCUUAAGACUUCAUAGUCACUUACGAGGUCUGUACUAUCUUUUGAAUAUAAUUGGAAGCUUUUGAAUCCUUGAAAAGCAAACCUGUUCUCUUCAUAAAAAAUGCUAACCACCUGUGCCCGUGAUUGAGAUCACCUGGAUGCAGCUCUUGAUUUUUAUAUUUCUUCCCCAACUCAGAAAAGAACCGUGAUGGUUUAGAGAGGAAAUGCAGAAUGGCAAAAUCCACCAGAGAAAUCGUACUUAGCGAAACAGGCCAGGGCCUGCAUGUGUCCAGAUAAAUCAUUUAGUAUCGUGUAAAUAAAGCGGCAGUCUUGACCUCGCAGGGAUGGUGUGGGCUUUUGGCCGAGCGAAGGAGGACAGGGAAGGAGAGGGAAGGCGGUGCUCAUUUUCCUAUCAGCUUAAGGGAUCUCUCUCUCAGCAAGAUUCUUUUAUUCCGAUAACGGAAUUCUGUACAUGCUGAACACAUCGGAGAAACCAUUAAAAAGGAGGAAACAAACAAACAACCUCCUUCUCGUUCGGAAACACUAAUGGCGGGGAAGUAUUACACCAACGUCUCGGGUGGGUGCUUUUGAAACUGUUGAUCUUAGCUGAGGUGUGUAACCAGCUCUGUGCCUGCACCUCACACCUCUUCCCCAGGCCACCCAGCAAGCCAGGUGGAUCCGAUGGCCGAAACCUGCGGGCUCCUAAAGAUUUCAGUAAAACCUUGUGUUCGUGCUGAAGUAGAUGAAACGGGGAGGGACGGCCCUGCUCACCCCUCAAUGCCUUUUUUCCUUGCCAGUUCUAUCUCUUUAUCAGCUCUUGCCUGAGAUUUUGCCCCAAUUCAACCUCGAGCGUGAGAGACUCUGGACAGAUAACCCUUGGCCUAACAGCCCCGUCCGACCCACCUGGAGAAGUGACCCAGAUAGUGAGCGCUUCGUCAGAAGCUGGUCUGGAGGCCCCCGAACUCCCGCCUGGCACUCCCGGGUGCUGGAGGAGCAAUGCACGGGGGCCCCAGUGGAGGCACAGUUUUCUCCCCACUUCCCUGCUCCACCAGGGAAGGGAGAAAGCCCACCGAGGCAAAGCAGGGCCUAGAUCUGUGGAAGGUUCUAGGAACUUAACGUAUAGACUUUGAUCGAGGACUGUUUCUACGGUUGGGCUCCUGUGCUAAAAAUGAUGUUCAAGGGGGUGGCGGGGACGGGGUGAAGGCAAGGACGCAGACGAGGACUAGGAGGAAGCCCUUGCCAUCUAAAAUUCAUGCGGACUAAACAGUUUCCCCGACCGAAUAAAUAAAGCGGAUGCUACCCUGCUCCGGAAUCAAAAGCAAUUUAAUUAAAGUCUCUUAAGUUGUAAAGAGUUUUAAAUGUUCCGUGUUGAAGGCGAAUGCCUGCAGAUGCGCGGGGCUUGACGUCAGCCGCCGGGCCUGGGCCGGGAGGCCAUUUGCUAUUCUGUUUCAGGCAGGCCGGGUUGCCUUAUUUUGGAACCGGCUUGGUGGGGGGUUUGCUUUGCUGCUGCUUCUGAGCCCUGAGCUUCAAAGGCUGAAAUUAAUGGUGAACAAAAUUGUGCGGCUCUGGCCGUCCCAUGCGGGGCAAGCCCAUUGAGGGUUAUCAUUAAGUAAAGAAAUAAAGAGGGGGAAAAAAGCCUGCCUGUUCCAAAAACCUCAUCAGAUAAUGACCUCAGUGAUUGGAUUUUCAUUACCAAACAGCAUCCAGAGAUUAUCCACGCGUAGAAGGGAAGGGGGUGGAAAGAAAGGAAAGCAACUGUCUUUCUCUCCCUCUCUCCUCUCUCUCUCUCUUUUUUUUUUUUUUGCACAUCUUUUCUUUAAAACUGUCAGAUCAUUUCAGUAUUUCAAAUCCGAGGAAAACAGCCUGCCUGCUGCUGUAUUUGAAGUUGUAAUGGUGUCAAAAAGUCACGACUGACUGACAGCCGUCAGUCCCAGAGGGGCUCAUUAAAUCAUAAAAACUUGACAAGGAAAUAAUUGCGCAUCGCCAGCAACUUGGCGCCUGUUUAGACGUUUUUAUUUUCUUUCAUUAUGAGUCCCCACCAUUACGUUCAUUAACAAAUUGCAUUAAACAACUGUUAAGGGCUAAUGAUUUGUUUAUCGCUUUUUAUUAUUAUUAUUAUUUAAACAUUAGCUGUGUCAUGUGGUACCCGAGCAGCCUCUUGCCAUCCUCUGACUGAAUAUUUUUCCACUCCCGAGCUCUGGGUACUGUUGGAAUAUGAAAUAGAUUAUUCAUUACUCUCCUCUUUGCCACUGAUUUGAUUUCAUGUAGCGUCUUCCACAGAGAAAGAUGAAAACUUGUCAAAAAUAGGUUAUAUCUUAUUCGAAGGGGCAACAAUAGCGGCAGGUACAGGCACACUUUAAUAUUUAAUUAAGGUGGAUGUUAACCCCUUUAAAUGACUUUAGCUGUAAGUUCUAUUCAAAUGCAGAAGAGAAAAAUAAUUGUUCUUAAUUUGCAACCUGUUCAGCAGGCAUUCUUCAUGGAGUUAGCUGGAAAUUUAGAGCCGAAUUUUUAAAUAAUGAAAUUUCCCAUCAUAAAUAUUUAUAGCCGUUUGUCUACGUAUUUGAGAAUUAACGACAAGCAAUGAUUUCCUCGCCUCUUUGGUUUGAACUGUAGCCUGGUGGGGCACGCGGUGCCUGGGAGUGGAGGUGGCUUUCCUGGGAGAAACGCAGGGCCAGAGCCAAGGGCUGUUGGUUCGUUGUGGCUGGGGCUGGUUUCAAAGGAACCUCUGUGAGGCCCCUGUCUCUGGUCCACUUGUCUCCUCCGUUAGCUGAGUGUGUGGUUGGAGGACUGUGGUCUGGAGAGUAAGUAGGGAUUUCUUAAAGGAACGCUUGUGCGUCCAGUUGGCUGGCGCGGGGAGGGUGUGAUGGGGCGUCUCUGUGGAGUCAGUGAGCUCAUUGCGAACAGUGCUUCCCUGAGAGACCGUAGGAGCGAUGCUUUGCUGGGAGAGACCUUCUAUCUUUUUUUCCUUUCUGGGACUUGCCGUUGGUGACAUCAUCAGCUUUUCCGUGGGCUCCAAGCUUUGCGGGGGGAAAAACUCCAUCAUCAUCACCAUUGUCAUCAUCAUCAUCCUGAGUCUAAAGUCAGUGGCAUUCUCCAUGCCGGAACGGCUGGCUGCAUCUGGUCUCCCCAUUUGAUCCGAUGAGUUUCACAGAGCCAUGGAAGCCACUCUCAGAGGCCUGGUUCAUUAGUACUUCAGGGCUGGGGUGUGCUGGUCAAUAUCAGGGAACGAGGAGUACUUUUCUGCCAACCUGCUUUACUCCCACCCACCCGUCCCCGGAAAGACAGACCCCUCGGGCAGCCACUCCGUGGAUGCGAAGGGGAGAGACAGCAUGUGUCCCUUGCUCAGCCACCGUCUCUCAGCAUCACCCACCCAAGGGCAGAUGGUCCCAGCAGGAGCUGUGGCAUAGGAGGGGUGGGUCCAGCAGGUGGGAGCCAAGCGAGGCCUGCCCUGAGCUUCAGAGAUCACCAUGGGCACGGAAACGGCACAGAGACCAGGUCUAAGGGGUCUCAAGCCUCCAUUUCAGUCUGUUCCAAAUUAGCCACGUGACAGCUUACCACCUUUUAACGGACGCCACACCUCAGCAAAAGAUAGGCUCAGAGAUAGGCUCGUUUUUCCAAAAGGAAGGAAGGCUUUGUGGUAAGCCAUCCCCUAUCUGACUCCCAGAGACACUGGUUGCCUGAGAUGAGUCGCCAACCCUCAAACUUGACCUCAUCCUAUGGUAUAAUUCACUAACCUGAAGCCAAACUCCCGGAAACAUCCUUGUUUGUAUGGCUUUGCCUGCAGCCCAUUGGACUCCAACCACUAGUGUCUGCCAGGGACCAUCCACAUUUUGUGACUAGUCAGGUAGCUCUUAGACAGGAUGCCAGCCUUUUAAAAAUGGGGCAGGGGACUGUGUGGACAUCUCAGAGAGGUUCUUAAAGCCACAGGAUACUCCCCAAGAAAGGAGACAUUGCAGGGUAACCAAGAGCGGCCAGGGGCAGGCAGGAGAAUAGUGCAUGUGAUUGGAGCCAAGGCUGGAUACAGGGGAGGGAAGACACAGGGAAUGCUGAGAGACUGCCCGUGUCCAUUAGGAUUCUAGGUCAGUAAUAAGGUGAAUGUUCCAAAGCCGACUUACCAGAGGCAAGUAGGGCAAAAACAAGAUGGUGGCACAAACCCAAAAUGACAGGACAAGUGGGUUGGGAAUGUGUGAGGAGGUGAGGAACAGAUGGGGUAUGGGUUAAGGAUGGAUUCCCAGCACCAGGGGACAGAAAAUGAUUAGUGGGACUCAUCCCAGGAGAUAGUAAAGAGGGAAGGGCACAGGCAUUAGGCCCUACCUUGUGCAACCUGGGCCCAUUACUGGCCUCCUUCAGGAGGCGCCCAAGCGGGGGAAAGACAGGGUGCCUAUCUCCCAGGACUCCGGCCCAAAUCACACACAACCUCUAUUGUCAUGCCUCAAGGAGCUCCCAGCAUGCUGUGGGAAAAGCGCUUCCUCAUCCUGACUCACCUCGUUACUCGUGCUACAUAAAUAAUGACGGCGUCACGGGGGGGGGGGGGGCCAGGCAGCAGAGCUCUAGACUGUGAUUCUGUGAACUCGUGCACCCCCUCCUUCCCUUCAUCCAAACAAGGCCCUUUGGCGUGAAUAAUAGCUCAGCGGCCCAAAGCCCGUAUUGAUCUGCUGCACACACGGCUCCACUGAGAGCUGCCUGGACUUUUCCUGGGGGCAGGACAGCGCCGUUCAGCGCAGCCCCCUCCUUCCCCCACCCCUCGGCCUCCCCAGGUGUGCUCAGGAGGGGACAGUACUGGGGGGGAUGAGGGGGGCCAAGGCCCUUCUCCAGCUCAGUGCUGCUUUGUUGCCUCAACUUUUUUGUUUUUAACUUAUUUUGCCAAGAAAAGUACCUGAGUUGGACAGAAAUGUUUUCUGCAUGAUGAGGCCCCACAGAGUUGAGAAUGGAAUACAUCCUCAGGCUCCAGCUUCUCUCCAGAAAGUUCUGCCAAAGACCCGGGCCACAGAGGCACCCUCCGCUGACCCUCAUGGCGGCCUCCCGCAUGCCCAGCACUGGGCUACGCGCCUUGGCGUGCCACACUGUACGUGCCUGUUAAUUUUCCACCUUCACACCAUCAGAAGAGAGAGGGACCGCGGCGCCUGGGUGGCACAGCGGUUAAGCAUCUGCCUCCAGCUCAGGGCGUGAUCCCGGCAUUAUGGGAUCGAGCUCCACAUCAGGCUCCUCUGCUAUGAGCCUGCUUCUUCCUCUCCCACUCCCCCUGCUUGUGUUCCCUCUCUCGCUGGCUGUCUCUAUCUCUGUCGAAUAAAUAAAUAAAAUCUUUAAAAAAAAAAAAAAAAAAAAGAAGAGAGAGGGACCAACGAUGUGGCCAGACUCCGUCACGUCUCUGCGGAAUGGGGUUGUUGUUAAAUUCAGUAGAGAAGUCUCAGCCACAGGAGGCUGAAUGCGCAGGGCCUGAAGCCCGCCACACUAUCCCCUUCCCCAUCUCUUUUGGGCACAGGAGGUGACCCAGGCCUUGGCCCUUCCAGCCAAGUACAGUUUAAGAUGAGCCAGGUCUCCGCCCAGGAACGCCUGUGAGCGGGUAGCUACCUGAAAUCCUGCCUCUAAAGGGCCGUUCCUUUGGUGUCUGACCUUGAGCCCUGGCAAAAUGUAAGUUCUUCUCCUCCUGGUCAGCUUCAGUCCCGUCGCCGACUGAUCCCUCCUGGUGAACCGUCUGACCCCUUCCUGAGGGCAGAUUUUGGGUUUGGGGGAGGAAAGAUCCACCAUGGCAAGGAGCAGCUGGUGGUCUUUGGGAGAAGGGGGUAGAAGGGAAGAAGACCUUGGUUGCCUGGGACGAGCUCCCUGGUGGUUUCUCCUGGGAGCAGCGGCCCUUUAGGGUCAUGAAUGGGUUACCGGGCAGGGGGCGGGGGUGGGGCACGGCCUUGCGGUAGAAGCCCUCACACACCCUGGCCCCAGGGCCCAGGGCUGCUCACGUCAGAGAACACAUGGGCUCUGCUGAGGCAAGAUAACUGGGCCAGGGUCCCCUGGCACAUCCCACAGCAGUGCCCUUGCUGAGGGGGAGGAGAAAGGGCAGGAAGGCAGGAGGUGGGGGGGUAGUUAGAACAGGAGACAGUGCUUUCCUUGGGGAGCUGCUCCAGCCUGCUCCCCCCUAGCCCUGCUGAGGUGAGGAGGCCAAGGCAUCUGGGGAAGAGACCAGAACCGAUCGCUUAUGCCCCAUCCAGGGGUCUCAGCACAGCAGGGACAUCGUGACUCUCAGAAAAUGUCUCUGCUUGAUUUCUAUCUCCCCCUCACGCACACACCCCCAUCAAGAAACUGCAGAGUGAGAAGAGCUAGGGGCUUCAUGGGCUCGUCACUGUCCCCAAGAGGACUUCUAAACAACCGAGCCUUUCCCUAUUGGAAGCAUGAGAGGUGUAAUCAGAUUUAUUCAUCUAGUCAAAAAGUACCCAUUGGCUAUCUUCCAUGUGCCAGGCCCCAAAGACAUGUGGUGAAGACGCGAGGUAAGAAAACAAGCAUGGCAGUCCUGCGGCCCUGGGGCUGCAGAUGGGACAGCUGAUUUCGUCCCCAGAGCCCUGCCUUGCUGUCUGCUCUCAGGCAGGUCACUGUCGGGGGGCGGAAAUCCUGCUGUGCUGCCCACGCCCCUGCCACCUCCCACCGCGGCCCCCCCAGGUCAGCGCCCCACCUCCACGAACCCUCGCCACGCCCUCUAGUGCUGUGUGUUCCUGCCUCCGGGCGGUUCCCACGACUACGUGUGCAAAAUGGCCCCAUUGGAGUAGAGUUGACAUUUGCCUGCAAGUGGUUGAGUCCCCAUGAGCACUGGCUCCGUAUCCAGGACCAGGCCCAGAGACGCAGGGGACAGGAAUGGGGACCCUUUAGAUUGGGACUGACUUAGAGGAUUUUUUUUCCUUUUUUCUUUUUCCUUUCUUCCUUUUUUCUGCUUAUUAAAUGAUAAAGGUUCGACUUGGCAGGCAAUCAGAAACCCAAAAUAUCAUAAAAGGGAAAAAAGUUGCCGAGUGGCUAAGAGGUGCACCACGGGAGUGUCACUGGGCUUGGCGGCGAGGUGAAUUGCUGAGCGAUGGAGCAGGAGACAUUUUUCAAAGGCUUCUCUCUCCUUCUUCUCUCUCUGUCCCCCAUGCAGAAAGGGGAAAAUAGAAGCAGAAUCCAGAUUUGGGCACGAGGCUGCUGGGUCACCCUCCCCCACCACCAGCCCCCAGACAGUGGAGAAACUUUGAUCCAGGGACAGGAGGGGCCUGGGUAUCCCAGCAAAGGCUGCCGCGGUCCUGGCCUCCGGAUGGGCCUCCCUGAGCUCCCGUGGGGGGAGACGAAACCCACAGAGCCAGGGAGAGCAGGGUUGGAAAGGAGGAAAUGUGGGACCCGUGUCCCUUGAGCUCCAGGCUGGCCACCUUGACGACCAGGUGGAUGGGCUCAGAUUCACGGAACUCUCUAGCUGUGCAGGCUUUAGGGACCAUUUUGGCCAACCUGCUUGUUCAGUUGGGGAGAUAGGGUGCAGAGAGGGAAUGAAUCUUCACACGAGACCACCCAGUACAUGGGCGGCGGGGCCACGAAUGGACUCCAGGUCUUCAGCUGGGUUUCUCUCCUCUGCACAAGGAGGUGUAACUCAGCACUGCAUUCUGGAAGGCACGGCCCAGCCACGGGGCCUCUUUGGUAGUGCUGGCCUUCAUGCCACGGGGUUAACGUUCCUCCAUUACAUUCUUUUUAAACCACCAUGCAUAGAAAAACUCAGUUCCAUCCCUGUUGGCUGUGAUCAUUUUUUCCCUGAAUGUCAGAUCUUUUCUCUCCUGAGGAACUGGCAGAGGACACCCUGGGUGUCCCCUCUUCUGACCUACUAACGUCCCGGGGGAAAGACAUGUUUGUGCUCAAGUCCACCAUCACUAGCAAAAGAAUCUUGUGGGGAAUAACUAAGUAAGAUUUGGAGUCCCCCCCUUCCUCCGACCCUGAGCCCACAGAGGCCUCUGGCAAACACCUGGGCUGCUGACGCUAAGGGGACGCUGCUUUAAAGCUGGGCAAGGCCCCGACAAGCUCCAGGCUCUGGUGGCUGUGGGGGUGGCGUGUGCACACCCAGGAAGAGCCUAGCAGGGAGACCCCACGAGGCUUCGCUCUUUGCCCAAAGUCUGGCGUCUUCCAGGCCGGAGGUACUCAGGGCUCUGGGCCCUUCCAUGCCACCAGCUACCAUGUGGCCUCAUGGUGACAAGUCAGGUCCUGCUCGGGGCUUCAGUUCCUCAUCUGGCAAAUGGGAAAGUUGCUUGGAAAGUCUCAGGAAGGUAGGCCUCUGCCAACUCCAGUCAUCCACAGCAGAGAAGAGGGACUAUUCCUAACCAUGUGAGGGCCAAGGGCACUGGGGUCAGAUGGCAGCCCCUGGUGUGUAGAACCCCCUAGAAGAGCAGGAGAUUUGGUGCGCUGAGCUUCUGAACGGUCUUGGGUGCAGGGCUGGGGGCAUGGGCUUGUGAUCAGUGCAGCCACGUGCAUGACCCCACCUUCAGAAGGGCCCCCCGCUGGGGGCUUAAUACUGUACAGUCGCUAUAUGGAAAUUCGUGAUAAUUUUAUCUUAGUAAUUGGGUUUUGUAAACGAAGUUCAGUGAGACAACGGGCCAUGAACGGGGAGCUUGGAGCCCUGGCUCCUAGGCAGUCCUGCUUCCCACCACCUCCCUGCUUCUGGGGUCUGAUGCUUAGACCCCUGGAACCCCUGUUCCACUCGGCCUUCCCACCCCAACCUCCACGCAGCAGCUGCUGCCAACCUGCCCCCAGCCCGGGCUCAGGUAUGGGAAGGGUCAAGGGUUGGACAGGUGCAGUCCACAGCAUCCUGGGGUGGGGGCAGGGCGCCUGCGGGCCCGGCCCUAUGCUGACAGCAUCAGGACACAUUUAGUGGGGGACGCGCCGGGGCACGCCUCUAAUCCACGCCAAUGCAGGCACUGGGUAUACCUCGUGCAUCCUGGCACCACGGUUGCCCUGCCCCUGGGGUUGCCCAUCUGCUGAGGACUGGGGCAGGGACCCUGCAGAAGAGGGAGAUGCCUUCCUUGACCUCCUGUCCCGGGCCUGGGGCACAACCUAUCUGUCCAGCCACUGGGAAGGAAGCGAACCCGACCCCCAGGCUGGAGAGCAAGUGCGUGCCCAAGUCACAAGGCAGGGGUCAGCACUCUGAGGGUCCGACCUCCCCCUGAGAGAAUCCUCAGGCCUGGGGGAGCCCUCUCUUCUUUCUGCCAGCGUUCCUGAGUCCGGCUUGUCUCUUCGGACCUGAGUCUUCUUGUCGCUUCUGGUUGAGGCACCCCUCGAGCCAAGCCACAGCAUAGGUCAUGUACGUGCUGAUUCCACACACGGAAAUAUUCUGACACUUGCUUUUAAAACUGGCGUGGCACAACAUGAAAUGAACGGUAAAAUCCAUGCUAGUGAUUUAAAAUUUUGACUUGACUUGGAAGACAUUAACUAGAAAAUUUUAAACACCAUGACAAGAGAGAGACCAGGGAAGAAAUGAAAAAGCACUUUUUUUCUUGCUUUCUGAAUACAGGGCUCCUUAUUUUCAUUUUGCUUUGGAUCUCACAAAUUAUGGAGCUGGUCCUGCCUGGGUGAGUCACUUUCCCUCUGGGGCACCCAUUUCCCUAUCAGGAAACCAGACCAUUAACUUUGCACGUGCCCCUCCCUCGCUCCCAGGCACAUUAUGAAGGUGCGCUUGGAUGAGACCCAUGAGCAGGAUUUAGAAACCAGUGUGCGGUGCCAACCCUUGGCCUUGGAACAUGGCCCUUCUUUCUUAAAAAGGGGUUUAUCCCCUCUCGUGUAGGUUUACCCACUGAUAAGUCAGUCUGUCCCCCAGGUACUGUCCGUAGGUCUUAUGUCCUAGAACCGAAGCGCCAGUCUAAAAGGCACCCUCCUCCCUGGCAAACAUACGGAGUAGCCUCUAUAUUUGGAAUCCAAGCAAGUUGUGAAAUGGAAAGAUGUCAACCCGCCCGAGGGCAGAGGCCAGUGUGCAAAGACUGGUCAUUGAUCUCUACAUUCAUCCCUUUUAUUUAACGGUGAGGCCAGAAUUUCAAAGCUCAGUACAAAGGUACUAACAUGGAGGAGGGUGGGUGCCAACCAGGUUUGGGUUGAGGGGUCAUCUUCUCAAGAAUGGUAAAAAUCUCGAUUCCACUUAUCCUCCAGGAAGAGGGUAUCUCCAUUUCAGAAGCAUUUCCAAAGCUACUGUCAUGGAGGGUCCAAGUGCAGCUUUCAACCUGCCUUGCCUGAUGUUGGAGGACUCACCUGUCCAAGGGAUGAAUGUGUCCAAAGUAUCAGCCUGUCAUCUUCUAUAAAAGUGCUGUCACUUUAAGAGAACAUGAGUGGGAUGAAUGAGUGAGUCUGUUUAGAUCAAGUUGCCUCAAAUGGAGUCCAGAUAUUAAACGGCAUACUCAACAGUGCCAUUUCAAGAGAAGAAAAUUCAGAUGACCCCCGUUUGGCUCCUUCUACAGCUUUUCCCCAGUAGUGGAUGAUCUCUUGAUCAUUUUAAAAUUUUGCAGUUUUAAGUUUAUCUUAUUUCACUUCAUUUCCCUUUGAGUGCUGUCUUCUGGCUCCUGCUCAGACUUCCUCCAGCUAAUUCAUUAGGCCUGAGAGUUGCUCCAGAGUGGGAUUAGAACCCGUGUAGUACAUAGUCACUUUAAACUGAAAUCUGCUAAUUAAUGGCUCUUCUGUGCGUAACUGAACGAGAGCGCUCCUUCCCCGGGGAAUUGCGAUUUCAUGGUUCCUAAUGAUGCUGCGAUUACAUUAUCUGGAUCACGCACACGGUGGGUGUCAGGAGCGGUGCUCAGAGCCUGUCUUGGGGAUGGGGAGAAAUCACUCCUAAAACUAAGGGGAUGAGGGGAAGGAGUCAGAAUGUCUGUUGUUAAUUGUCAUUAACACGUGCUGUCCUUCAUCUCAUUCCGGCAUUUGUUCAAGGUCCAACUUCCCCGAGCUCCACAAUGCCUCCAUAACCUCACUACCCCCCCCCCAAUAUUCAUAGGGUUUUUUGUUUUUUAAAAAAAAAAAAAAAGCCAAACUAUUUAUUUGCUGUAUUCCACAAAGUAAUUUAUUUUCAUUACCUUUCUUGGAAAUGUGAGUCUACAUAUCAUUAGUACAAGUAAUAUAUGUUGAUUGUUGUUUCCCGAACUAACCUGUAUUAUUUGAUGAGUUAAAUAAAAUGCCUAAAUCCAA